This is a messenger RNA of Paraphaeosphaeria sporulosa, 3187 nucleotides long. RefSeq lists its product as uncharacterized. Gene Ontology annotation, molecular function: microtubule minus-end binding; gamma-tubulin binding. Lineage: Eukaryota; Fungi; Ascomycota; Dothideomycetes; Pleosporales; Didymosphaeriaceae. The record is from RefSeq and is a predicted model, not a curated record. Gene Ontology annotation, cellular component: gamma-tubulin complex; spindle pole; centrosome. Bases 23 to 2761 code for a protein of 912 amino acids. The transcript has 2 exons. Gene Ontology annotation, biological process: microtubule nucleation; cytoplasmic microtubule organization; meiotic cell cycle.
GCUUUGUGCGCAACACUCCUCAAUGGGCGAUGACGGAGAAGACCACGAUGCCUUUGCGACGGACGGCCUGUGGAAACCCUCGUCCUUCUUCGAAGACCCCGCGACGCACAAGACGUCGCUGUUCGCGCCCAUACAGCUCGACGUGCCCCAGAUAAAGCUCCACCAUCCGUAUGCGCCUACCAAACCCCUCGAACAGGAGCUGCGUCUGCCUGACAUUGAGUCUUUCGAGUUCGGACCCCUUCCUGAGCUCGAUGGCUUCGAUGAAUCUUCGGUAUCCAUCGACACCCCCCCGCCACCACACGAGGACGAUGUCUGGGAAGUUGCUUUGGAGUUAGGCCCUGCAAAUAAACACAUAACAUUCUUCACAUGGGAAUGGUUCGAAAAUUCAGAGCACGUGGAAACAAAUACACCGUACAUCACAGAGUCUGGUCCAGCUGCCUUCGACGCAGCUCUCGUUUCUGACGAUUCCAAGACGACUGCUGGACGCGUUAUCAAGGACCGUGUGCUGCUAGAGUCUCUCUGGAAUCUCGGUCUGGGACGGUCUUCCAUCCUUUUCUCCUUCAAUGCGAAAUUGCGCUCCUUCGAGUCCGCCAUAGCAGACGGUAGAGCCUCUGGCGUCAGCCCUCGCACAGCCCAGAGCGUCACCAACCAGUUCAUCCAUACCGGGAACACCUUCCUCCACCUCCGCUCAUUCGUGGAGCGCACUUUUGCUGCUGCCGACUCUAUACCCGCGAGAGUCGCCUUGGCCACAGCCGUCUCGAGCCUUCUGUCGACCUUCGAAGAACAUCUCGGUCGUCAGUCCAACAACAUUAGAUCGGUACUGCAACUACAACGUCUCUUUGCCAAACCACGGGAGAUACUAACCCAUGUUGCAAAGACUGUUGACAAUGUGAAACAUGCGAGAAGCAAUGAACAGCUAUCUUCGCUGAUCCAUCAUCGUCUCCUGGAAGCCGAAGAGGGAGAUACUUACAUUCGCAAAUUAUCGUGCCAGAUCCUGCGCCAGGUCGCGCAGCCAAGCAUUGAUCUGUUGAGCGAAUGGGUUGGCAUUCGGCAAGAGCAGGAGACGGUCCCAUUCGCAGAUCGAGGCGGCUUCGUGGCUGUCAAUGAUAAUCCGGAGCAGCAAGGCCCCACCGAGUACAUAUAUCGCUCGGAGCUAAUGCCUCGGUUUGUUAGUCCUGAAGAUGGGAACACUGUGUUUGAGACCGGCAAUGCUCUUCGGUUUUUGAAGUAUCAUCAUCCGGAGCACCCACUGGCGUCGCUGCACAAAUUUGAUGUGCAGUCGCCGCAACUGGAGUGGAAGUUCGACUGGGAUGAUAUCGAGACUAUCUCGACCAAAGCGAAGGCAUAUGAGGAAGAGCUUCGGAAAGCUAUACUGGAGUUCUCGAAUGGUACAUCGACCCAGAAACACAAGAUAAUCGGUGCCAAAGACAGCUGUUGUCUGCAGCCCACAGACCAUGAGGAAUAUCUUCAAGACUCCAUGCGAUUCCUUGAUGGUCCACCCAAGCAGCUGUCAAGUGAACUGCCUGACGAACUAAAAGUUCUGACAGAACAAGUACUGCGAGGCCGGGAAGGGUCUCACUCAGCGGGCACCGAUACCUUCUCACCACCGCUGUCAAUAACUUCAACAUUGUCCUUUGGACCUCUUCUGUCAGCUCAGGCAAAGCUCGUCAAUGCGACCACUGUGCGUCUCUUUUUCCGUUCGCACAAGCUUCGUCUGCAUCUUGCCCUGCAGCGGCAGUACCAACUCUUCGGCGACGGCGUUUUCUCGUCCGGCCUGGCUUCAGCUCUCUUCGACCCUGAGCGCGAGAGUGCUGAACGGCACAAAGGCCAAAUGCGAAGCGGUGUCCACAUGGGACUGCAGCUGGGCGCUCGCGAAAGCUGGCCGCCAGCAAGUUCCGAAUUACGACUUGCCCUCAUGGGUCUUCUCAGUGAAAACUAUUACUCGUCUGCGCUUUACCAUUCUACGCAGGACGCCAAUGUAAUGCCAGCAACGGGUCGCGACAAAAACGAACUUCCUGGCCAGCUCAACUUCGCCGUUCGCCAGCUCGACGAGUCCGCCAUGGAGAGAAUCAUGGACCCAUAUGGACUGUACGCGCUCGACUUCUUGCGCCUGCAAUACGUUCCACCAAGCCCACUAAAUUUGGUCAUAACCUCCGUCGCAUUGGAAAAAUACGACUACAUCUUCAGAUUCCUACUCCGACUGCUGCGCAUGAUCUUUGUAGUCGCGCACUUACCACGUCAAUAUCCAGAUGUAGAUUCGCGCUGCUUCAGGACAGAAGCACACCACUUCGUCACUGCACUCUCAACAUACAUCUUCCAAACCGGCAUAGCAGAACACUGGGAUGGUUUCCAGUCCUACGUGACAACUCUCGAACACCGGCUUGCCGACGAAGACGCUGCGAACGAGCUCGGAGUCCGCGUCACAGAGGGUCUCGCCGCCAUCCGCGACGCCCACGAAAAGUGUCUCGACAGCAUCCUCUUCUCUCUCUUGUUACGCCGGCGCCAGCGCAAAGUCAUGGCACUCAUCGAAGAGAUCUUCGAGCUCAUCCUUCUCUUCGCGAAGAAGCAAAACGCUGAUACCAAAGUCGAAGACAGCAUCAAGGAUAUGUACCUCAAGCUUCGGGGCAAGAUAAAAGUCUUUCUGAACGUGUGCAGGCAGUUGACAGGAAAGAAAGGGUACGGCAAGGGAAAAGGCACAGCGGAGGAAGACACAAUGGAGAGGCUGGGCGUUUUGCUCGAGAUGAACACGUAUUUCUCGUAGAGAACGGCGUGAGCGCGACUCAAGCUUACGCGUGUCUCGUAUGUCCCUCCGCUUUGGGAACGCUAGCCGCCAUGGACAACGUCCCAGGGAACUAGGCAUCCAGUUUCGACACAACACAGACACACGCAAAGCUCGAAGCAACGUCAUUAUGGCUUCCCAAUCCCCAUAUAUAUAAUAUAAUUGUGUCACUUUCUUUCUUUUUGUGCAUGCGAACUGUCCCCCCCUCCCCCUCCCUUCUCCCCACACGCAGGUCGACCCACAAUGCGCACCCCGCGCACCCACUCCCUCGACAACCUCCGCACCUUCCUCACCGCUCUAGUAAUACUCCACCAUGCGUCUAUUCCCUACGGCGGCCUCGGCUCCUGGCCGUACAUCCCCUCCCCCUCCUCCCCUUCCGCAGAGCCAGGCCUCUCCUCCCUCGCGCUC